Hibiscus syriacus is the source of this 464-nucleotide messenger RNA. RefSeq lists its product as uncharacterized. Bases 21 to 380 code for a protein of 119 amino acids. The transcript has 4 exons. The record is from RefSeq and is a predicted model, not a curated record. Lineage: Eukaryota; Viridiplantae; Streptophyta; Magnoliopsida; Malvales; Malvaceae.
CACAUAUAUAUAAUUCAAUAAUGGUGGAUCUUCAAACUGUAUGCUGCAUGUGCGGCGACGUUGGUUUCCCCGACAAAAUCUUCCGCUGCAACAAAUGCCGCCACCGCUUUCAACACUCGUAUUGCAGCAACUACUACAGCGAGUUCGCGGAACCGGUUGAAGUGUGUGAUUGGUGCCGAAGUGAAGAAAGAAAUUCAAGACAAGGAAGCACUUCAAAGAAAUCAUCAACGGGUAACGAAGCCGGAAUCCUGAACCGAUCCGAGUAUUCUGAUCAGAAAAUCAAGCAAGACGGCGGUGAUCGCAAAGGAAAGAGCAGUGGGACGCCUUCUCCAAGGCCUAGUACACGCAGGUACAAGCUUCUCAAGGACGUGAUGUGUUAAAAUCCUUGUGUGUUUUAUAGUAGCAGAACGUGUGUAUCUCAAGAAACCCUUGUGUGUUUUAUAGUAGCAGAACCUGUUUUAUUA